GUCGUAGCGCAGCGGGGCGGAGGGUGCAGAGCAGGGCGGGCAGCGCACCGCUCCGUGCCGUGGCUCAGGCGCUCCAUGAGCAGCCCCGGGGGGGCUCGGUGCUCGCAGGCUCCGGGAUGUGACUUGCGGCGGGCAGGCGGACACAGCUGCCCCGCCGGCCUCGGCUGCAGCAGCCAGCGGACAGAAAAAUGAAAACCUACCCAGCCAUUGGUUUCUUCCUCCUCUUCGUGAUCAGCUAUGGCUCUUCUGAAAACUCGAGCACACCGAGAGGGUGCGGACUGGAUCUCCUCCCGCAGUAUGUGUACCUGUGCGACCUGGAUGCCAUUUGGGGAAUAGUUGUGGAGGCAGUUGCGGGAGCAGGUGUGCUGACAACGUUACUGCUGAUGCUGAUUUUGCUGGUGAGGCUGCCCUUCAUCAAGGAGAAAGAGAAGAAGAGCCCCCUGGGAAUGCACUUCCUCUUUCUUUUUGGGACUCUCGGACUGUUUGGGCUGACAUUUGCUUUCAUCAUCCAAGAAGAUGAAAUGGUGUGCUCUACCCGAAGAUUUCUAUGGGGAGUUAUCUUUGCUUUGUGCUUCUCGUGCUUGCUAGCUCAAGCCUGGAGACUUCGUAGACUAGUUCGACAUGGGAAAAGUCCAUCUGGCUGGCAUCUAGCUGGUGUGGCAAUCUGCCUGAUGCUCGUUCAGGUCAUUAUUGCAACCGAGUGGUUAAUACUAACAGUUGUCAGAGAUAACAAGUUGGCCUGCAGCUACGAACCGAUGGAUUUCGCUAUGGCUUUGAUUUAUGUUAUGUUCCUGAUGGUAUUUACCAUGGGGUUUUCUCUUUUCACUCUCUGUGGAAAGUUUAAGAAAUGGAAGAAAAAUGGAGUAUGUCUCAUUAUAACACUUUUUUUUUCCAUUCUGAUUUGGGUAGCCUGGAUGACUAUGUACCUCUUUGGUAAUGCUGAACUAAAGAGAAGAGACAAAUGGAGUGAUCCCACUCUUGCUAUUGCACUGGUGUCCAGUGGUUGGGUGUUUGUUAUUUUUCAUGCUAUCCCUGAGGUCCACUGUACCAUCCUUCCAUCACAGCAGGAAAACACUCCCAAUUAUUUUGAUACUUCACAGCCAAGGAUGCGUGAAACUGCUUUUGAGGAAGAUAUACAGCUUCCUCGGAGCUACAUGGAAAAUAAAGCCUUUUCAAUGGAUGAACAUAAUGCAGCGCUAAGGACGGCAGGAUUUCGAAACGGCAGUUUGGGAAGCCGACCUAGUGCUCCCUUUAGAAGCAAUGUUUAUCAGCCAACUGAGAUGGCAGUUGUGCUAAAUGGUGGGACUAUACCAACUGCUCCGCCAAGUUACACUGGACGACACCUCUGGUGAAAGGCUGUAGGCUGUAGAGAAUAAGAAUCCUUGUUGCAGAUUUUGUUCCCUGGCAGUGUGUCUUUGAGGGAGGAAUCCAUAGCAGUACCAGAACAAAGCAACAGAACAUCCAGGAGCUUGCGAAAUCCUACAGAGGAUUUUGUGUAAAUGUGAACACCACUGAACUGAUAAACUAAUUGCAAAAACAAAAUUGUAAGCCUGAAGCUGAAUCUGAUUUAAAAUAGAAGUAGGCACACUUCAAAAUGAAAGAGAGGGAUAUUGUAUUCUGAAAUGUAAGAUAUUCUCUUGUCUGUAACUAGUGUGCGAGGCAAGCCUGACUUUGGUUGCCAGCUGCUUGCAAAAUACCAUCCUUUCACCUAAACUUAAUUCACGUUGCCACAAAAGAUUGCCACUACAGUGUGAAAACAUACAGGAUUUCUUUCAUUUUGCUCCUUUUACCUUCAUUUCCAAUGUCAUUAAAAGUACCUUGUUUGCUUCAUUAUCUAGCUGUACUGUAACAUCAUGUAGCAUGUGCAGUCAAGCAUUGUCAUUCUGUGGCAACUCAAUUACCAUUACACUGUAGGUUGAUAUUCUUCUCUUUAAAAAAACUGUGUAUGAAAGCAGUUCUGGAGAGACAAAAGGUCUGAGCACAGUUUAUGGGAGUUAUGGAGCUUCUUGAGGCAGAGAAGUGUAGGUCCAGCAUAGUCAGCUCUCUCCAGAAGCCUGGAAUCGGAUUCCCUCUUAUUCCUCAACCCCAGGUGCGAGCAGAGACAUGCGCAUUGUCACUUCUCCUACAGAAGAAGCCAUGAAAGGAAACUUUGGAGGGAUAUGCUUUUGCAAAGACUUAGCUGGGGAGAGAAUGUGACUUGCAUUUGCCAGAAGUACGUUCGUUGUGAUGGUGGAUGAUGGGCGACACACCGCAUGACACAAGCCGGCCUGGGCUGGUAGGCUGAUACCGUCGAGCAGGAAUUCGGUGGCAGCUGAAAAGUACUGAUCACCUGUCAGGAGAAACUCAGCAGCAUAUAGGGUCAAGGCCUCUGUUUCUAAUCCUUGUUCAUAUGAGUAGUCCCAUUGACUGCAGUUGUUUGUGCAUUUAAAUGUGGUUGUGCGUUAUAGUGCCUAGCGGGUAGAAUCUCCUUUCUGGAGGUGGUUUGUUGUUGUUUUUGUUUUUUAAGGUGGUUUCUUCCCUCGUCCUCCCCCCACCUCCACUUUUUUGAGUUGAUAUAAGGCAGACUUUCUCAAAGCUUUUUGUUUUCUCCAGGUUAUUUGAAAGGUUCCCAUUGCCCAUUGUUUGUGCCAUGGUUUUCAUUAUGUUUAAGCAAUCAUUCCUUUAUUUAACAUUUAAUACAUAUCAGACAUUGAAAACAUCACUGUAUCUUCACUGUUUGGCCAAUGUUAAUCUUAGCUUUCCUCGAUACUAAAUGCAAAUUGUUUUUACUUGAGGGCAUAGGAAACAUAUAACAAAUAAACUUUGCAUAUGCUAUAAUAAAAAUAUAUAUUUUCAAACUAAAAAAUAUAAUGUACAAAUAACCGAAUAGCUUAGUAGCUUCACAGAAAGAAGUUACUUGCUGUAUACUGCAAAAGAAAUGAGCAUUUUAUUUUUCAAGAGUCUUCCUGAUUCUCCAUGUACCUCCAUUUCUACUGAAUUAGGAACCUAGUCCUGCAGACUUGUACUCCCACAAGCAGUCUGGGUCUACAUACAGGUACAGAGGCUGCAAGACCAGUCCCUAAGUGUUGCACACAGAUAUAUAUGUGUAUAUAUAUAUAUAUGAAAAAAUAUAUAUUGCCAUUCUUGCCAUGAUCAUCUUAUAGUAUUUUAUUUCACAGCCCUUCUCCUCCAGACGCAAUGGUUUUCUGUCAUGCAUGAAUAAAGGAGCAUGUUAGCUCCAUGUCAGAUAUUCCCCCCUGCCCUUCCCUCCUUGAGGCAAAGGAAGCAUGUACUCGUUGUAGGGAUUGCUUAUUUUAUUUUCUAAGUAACUAGGUGGCCUAGGUAACCAAGUAGGGUAGGGGUGGAUAUUGCAUGCUAUCCAGUGACUUAGAAAUACAUUUUGCUUGUUAAAAGCAAAGCUUUGAUCAAAUGAGGUAACCUUUAUGAUAGCAAUAGUUACCCAGAAGUUGCAUUAUUUGGAAGAAUAUAAAACCCCUUAUCAUUACUUGCCUGCAGAGUUUUGUUUAAAAAAAAAUAAUCAGAAAACUACUGUAAAACCAUAUAAGAUGACCAUGGCAUAAAUGGUAGGCCAGCUUUCUUUUAAAAGGUUUAUCAUGCUACAGCUCAGAUUUAUGAACUAUAAUGCACAUUUUACAGACCUUGGACAAAAACUCUACGAAAUAUAGUUCUCUUAAGAAAUAGUGUUUUUUUUUUUUUUUCUUUUUCUAGAUGUGACUGAAUUGAUAAAUAGAGUUCCCAAUCCUGCUCACAACAAAGCUGAUUGGAAUUUAAGGCCUUAUACAAAAAUAUGGCCAGAUCCUACAAUCUGCUACUCCCAUGACUACUGUCCUUGGUUGGUCGUGUGAACUAUUCACACCAUUGCAAAGUAGCAGGAUUGGGCUUAAUUUGUGGUGAAGGUGUGGCAAUAGAAUAGGAGGGUCUUUACUUUCCAAUUUUGUACAGUUAGUAAUAAGCAAUUUUUUGUAAGUCAUUAGUUUGUUAUGUAAAAUGCCCCAAAUAAAAAUGUAAUUGAAGAAAGGCACCUUUAUGUUAACUUAUAUUUCUGUUACAGUAAACACAUUGUUUACUUUUGCCUUUUAUGAGUUAUUUAGAAUGUAGAGCAUCUGUGAACAACCUAAGUGUAAGCACAAGCCUUUCACUGUUCAGUUAAUUUUCAUUAGCUUUUACACUAUAAAAGCUACUGUGUUGUCCCUUGAUGGUAUGUGCUCGUGGUGUUUCCAUACAGAAAUUGUAAAGCAUCUGAAAAAAUUGUUACCAAAACAAGAUUUAUACUGGUCAAUGGCUAGAAAAAGAGUCCAAAGCCAUACUUCACAGGUCCUGUCUUGUUUUCAGAGGAGCUGAGGGUGUUUGACACUUGCCAGAAAAUAUGCAGCAUCUUCAGAAUAGCAGUCCCAGUACAUGCUCUUGUUUCUACAAAUAAGGUACACAAACUGUAGAAGUAGAUGUUUCUGUUUUUAGUGUAAACACAGGCAUCUUGGUUGGCUUUGGAGCUUGAUGCCUUGGGCCUAACCAAAGGCAAUGCAAAAGGGAGCACUGUAGCUUUUAUAAUAAAACAAUUGGACUAUUCUACCAACUUACAGGAUUACAAAGCAGGUGCUUUUUAUUAAUUGAUGAGAGCUAAAGCUCAUUUUUGAUAGAUAAUAUAUUUAUUAAAUGUAUUAAUGUGUGUUUUAUAACGUACCUUUUUUUCCGCUGAUUGUUGCAUACUGGUAUCUUAUUAAGUACAUCUUUAAAGGAUUUUCAAGACAAUCAAUGUGUACCAUGAUGACUGUACAUAAAUAUACAAAACUACAAAGGUUGUAAAGCAUGGGCAAAUGUUUUAUUUUCAAAAUGCUGUUCUUAACGAGAAUAAAGGCUUUACUAUUUACUUACAAAA
Messenger RNA from Oxyura jamaicensis (ruddy duck), 4876 nucleotides. It is a transcript of the gene GPRC5B, whose product is annotated as G protein-coupled receptor class C group 5 member B. The transcript is spliced from 4 exons. Gene Ontology annotation, molecular function: G protein-coupled receptor activity; protein kinase activator activity; protein kinase binding. Gene Ontology annotation, biological process: G protein-coupled receptor signaling pathway. The record is from RefSeq and is a predicted model, not a curated record. Lineage: Eukaryota; Metazoa; Chordata; Aves; Anseriformes; Anatidae. Gene Ontology annotation, cellular component: signaling receptor complex; intracellular membrane-bounded organelle; plasma membrane. Bases 189 to 1352 code for a protein of 387 amino acids.